Ananas comosus (pineapple) is the source of this 1130-nucleotide messenger RNA. Its product is annotated as ER membrane protein complex subunit 7 homolog. Gene Ontology annotation, molecular function: carbohydrate binding. Gene Ontology annotation, cellular component: EMC complex. The transcript has 7 exons. The record is from RefSeq and is a predicted model, not a curated record. The coding region runs from base 54 to 731 and encodes 225 amino acids. Lineage: Eukaryota; Viridiplantae; Streptophyta; Magnoliopsida; Poales; Bromeliaceae.
AUCUCUCUCUCUCUCUCUCUCUCUCGCUCUCUUCUCGUUUCCUCCCCCGAGAAAUGACGAUGAAGAGGAGAUCCAUGGCGACCAUGGCCUACUCCUCCUCCUCCUCCCCCUUCCCCGCCACAGCACCUUCGCUUCUUCUCCUCCUCCUCUCUCUCAUCGCCCUCUCCUCUCUCCUCCCUCCCACUCUCGCCGCGCCAACCGGCCCUGGAGAGGGGUUUUCCGUCGCGGGUCGCGUGAAGUUGGAAGGCAUGGGAUCUAAAGGCUUCGGUCUUCCAGCAAAGACAGCUAACACGAAGGUCAUACUGAAUGGUGGUCAAAGGGUCACAUUUGUUAGGCCAGAUGGUUACUUUGCAUUCCACAACGUGCCAGCUGGUACUCACUUAAUUGAAGUAGUGUCAUUGGGUUAUUUCUUUUCCCCUGUUCGUGUUGAUAUCAGUGCCAGAAACCCUGGAAAGGUUCAGGCAGCGCUGACGGAGAAUAGAAGACAUCUGAAUGAGCUUGUUUUCGAGCCUUUAAAAGAAGAGCAGUAUUAUGAGAUGAGGGAGCCUUUCUCCAUUAUGUCUCUUUUGAAAAGUCCAAUGGGUAUGAUGCUGGGUUUCAUGCUGGUUGUGGUGUUCCUAAUGCCGAAGUUGAUGGAGAACAUAGAUCCGGAGGAACUUCGGCGCACCCAAGAGGAGAUGAGGGCCCAAGGAGUACCUUCUCUUUCCAGCUUGGUUGCGAGGAACACCUAGAUAUUAGGAUUCUCUUCGAGCAAGCUCUUACGGUGUCGAUGAGCAAGAAGAUCUACUCCGGCCCGAGGUUUCCACUCUCGCUGAGCUCGAAGCUUGAAUCUUUUAAGACUGCAGUUAAUUGUACUUCAUUUGUAUUAAAGAUUACGUGGCUCUGUGGUCACAAUACAAGGAUACUUCACAUCGAUUUUUGACGGAGCUGAACUAAUUUUGAUUGUUAAAAACUACAGGAACUGAGGAUUUAGAACAACCACUUUCCCCCGGAAAGGUAAUCAAUCAAGUUGUUGCUUCUUUUCUAAUUUUUUUUAGCAUAUGGUAUUAUUAUUCAUUCUAUUUUUAAAUUGUGUACAAUGUACAAAUUUUCUGCGACACAGUUUCCCUGGCACGAGCAAUUUUUAUGUA